Molecule: messenger RNA, 381 nt
Organism: Centropristis striata (black sea bass)
Lineage: Eukaryota; Metazoa; Chordata; Actinopteri; Perciformes; Serranidae
Product: protein Bouncer-like
Exons: 3
Coding region: 1-381 (126 amino acids)
Source: RefSeq, a predicted model, not a curated record
AUGAAGUUCAUCUGGAUAUGUGCAGCAUUGACAGCUAUGUUUGUUACAGGUGAGUCUCUGACCUGUCACAGCUGCAAAGUGGGCAUCGGAGGUAAAUGUCUGUUCAAGUCCACAGAGACCUGCAGUGGCUCUCAGCCCAACUGUUACUGGGGAAAACUGACCUUCAACACGAGUCAUUUCGUGACCCUGCAGACUCGAGGCUGCAUGGCCUCGUCUCUCUGCAACCAAACUGAGACGGGCGCCCUCCUGACUGUGGGGUACUCCCUCACCAGGACCUGCUGCAGCACUGACUGCUGUAAUGGAGCCUCAGCUGUCCAGCUCCCUCUCACGGCUGCUGUGGGUGCUGCCCUCAUGGCUGUUGUUAGCACCUGGAGCCUUUAA